AUGAUGGAAGAAGCGGUCAUGAAAAAAUGUAUUCAUGAAGAAAAUUGUAGUGUGACAACACUUUCUAGUGCUGUUGAAGCAUGUCUUGUACAUGGUCUUAAAAGACGUGCUGUAGGGUUAUUUAAAACAAGUACAACAAUGGCACUGUUACAAAAAAUUGCCAAAUCUUGUCCAUCAGCAGCUGAAGUUGUGAAAAUUGUUGAUAAUGAUAAUCGUCGUACUGUAGAACCAACGAAUAUAUUUAGUUUCUCAAGAAAAUUAUCAAAUACUGAAGAUAAUCGACGUCGAUCAAUUCGUUCAGCUAUGUAUAACCGUUAUUUAUGGAUUCGUACAGCACUUAUUCAUCGAUCGCUUCAUAAAAUUGUGGAAUAUAUUGUUAAUAUUAGUUCAAAAUAUUACGAAUCAUAUGCACUUGUUUGUAAUUCUGUUCAAGGACCAAUUUUUGCUUCAUUACUUGUUGGCCCAUGUGCACUUGAAUUUACUCGAUUACAAAUAUCUGAUCACCUUUGGACAGAUUCUAAUGCUAAUGAACUUGUACAACGUCAUCGUAUGCAUACUAGUAAUCGAACAUCAACUAAUUCAACAACAAUGAUGAUUCAUGUGAAUAGUUCUCAAUCACCUAAAUUUCGACCAAGAUUACAAGUAAAUGCAAAGCGUCAUGCAAGUUCAUCAAGUGAAGAGUCACAGCGAAAUAAUCAAUCUUUGUCAAUGUCAACAAAUCCAGCAAAAGAUUAUGUUGAAUCACUUCAUCAAAAUGCUAAGUCACAAUUGAUUUAUGGAAAAAAUAAUGUCCUUGUACAACCGGUUCCAAGUCAUGAUCCUAUUCCUGGUUAUCUAUCGUUACAUCUUAAUCAAAAUGGUUUAACAUUAAAAUGGACUCCAAAUCAAUUAAUGAAUGGUUGUAGUAGUGGAACAAAAUCAUUAAAAAGUAGUUCACAAGAAACAAAUUCAUUUGAUUGUCAUAAUUCAACAGAUACUUCAAAACGAGCCAGUAUUCUUUGGGAUUAUGCUAUAUCAGUGAAUAUGUCUUCAAUUGUAUAUCUUCAUUGUCAUCAACAUUUUGAUGGUGAUCGUAUUGUACUUGUUGGUUGUGAUGGUGUUCAAUAUCCUCCAUUACAUAUAAAAGAUAAAGGUGGUCAUUUAUUAGCAUUUUUAUCUUGUUUAGAAAGCGGUUUAGCACCAUAUGGUCAACUUGAUCCACCAUUAUGUUUUGAAAAAGAACAAGGAAAAGCUUUUCCAAAAUUACAUCAUCGUACUGAACGACAAUAUAUAUUAUCAAAUACAAAUGAUGAUAAUAUGAAUAUACAGAAAAAUAUAGAUAUAACUGAUGAAGAUACAUUAUCAUCAAAUGACGAUUAUGUUUUUCGAAUUAUCUUCUUUCCUAAUCAAGAUACAUCGAACAAUACUACUUCAAAUCGAUGGCAAUGGCCAAUAUUAACAACUAAUUCUCAAUCAUCAUUAUCACCACCAGCACAGAAACAAUGGGAUAGUACUUCGUUACCAUCGUCACCAAUUGAUAUAGCAUUUGUUAAUACAACUGUUGAUGAUACAGCAACUAACGAUUUACAUAAGAGCGCUUCAGUUAGAACAUGCAUGGCAUCAUUAUGCGACACAAUGCGUCGUCAAAUUUUAUCGCGUGCAUUUUAUGGUUGGCUAGCUUACUGUCGUCAUUUAAAAACUGUUCGUAUACAUUUAACAUCUCUUGUUUAUCCAAUGUCAAUAGGAAUGAAUGAACAAAUAGAAAAAAAUUUAUCUUUAACAAUUGAAUCAUGGAGAGAAUUAUUUCUUGAUAAACAAAAAGAAAAUUUACUUAUUGAUAAAAAAGAUAUUUAUCGAAGAAUUUAUGCCGGUGGUUGUGAUCCAUCGAUUCGAAAACAAGUUUGGCCAUUUCUAUUCUCACAUUAUUCAUUUGAAUCAACAAAUGAUGAACGAAUAGAUGUUGAUCGAACAAUAACUGAUCGUUAUAAUAAAUUACUAAACGAAUGGCAAAAUGCUGAAGAAAUCGUUAUUAAACUUGAAGUUCAACGAUCAAAAUUUUAUAAAAAUUCAACAACACAACCAGAAACAAAUCAAAAUUCAAAUGAAACAACAAUAUCAACAUUUAAAAAUAGUCUUGCUAAAAAUCUCUUAACCACUCCAGAUACUCUACAACGGGAAAAUUCAAAUACAUCAAACGAUGUUUUCUAUGAAGGAUGUCCAAUUCAUACUGUAACUAUUCCGAUUCAAGAAGAAACAAAUAAAUCAACAAUAAUAUGUAAUCAACCAGUACUUAUUGCUCGUACGCAUACAGAAUCUGUUAUUGAUCGUUCAUCGCCUUAUAAUAUUAUUGACACAAAUACAGACGAUGAUGAUGAUGAUGGUAAUUUAAAUUUUAAAACCAUUGACAAUACUUAUGAAACUAUGAUAACUGAACAAGAUGAGGAACAAAACGAAACAGUAUCACCAUCAUCAAGUGUUACAUCUGCAACUGAUGUUUACAUGGAUGCUGUUGACAUUUUAAAUGAUGAGCAAUCGAAUGGUUCAUUAACACCGAUUUAUUAUGGUUCAUUUUCAAAAGAAACUAUCGAUACAUUUUCAACUAAUUUACAUCGAAUCGAUAAAGAUGUAGCAAGAUGUGAUCGACAUUAUUCAUAUUUUAUGAAUUCAGAAAAUUUAAAAAAAUUACGAAAUAUAAUGUGCACAUAUAUAUGGGAUAAUUUGACAAUUGGUUAUAUUCAAGGCAUGUGUGAUCUUGUUGCACCAUUAUUGGUUAUUUUCGAUGAAGAAGUAAUAACAUAUAGCUGUUUUUGUCAUUUGAUGAAACGUCUUCUACCAAAUUUUCCUAAUGGAACUGGUAUGGAUGAACAUUUAGGUCAUAUGCGUUCAUUAUUACAAAUUCUUGAUUCUGAACUUUAUGAACAUAUACAUCAUACUGGAGAUUUUACACAUUUUUAUUUUUGUUAUCGAUGGUUUUUACUUGAUUUAAAACGAGAAUUUAUAUAUAAUGAUAUAUUUCUUGUAUGGGAAAUAAUAGCUGCUGCCCGACGAACAGUUUCAAAACGAUUUGUUUUAUUUAUUGCAUUAGCAAUGAUGAAAUAUUAUCGAGAUAUAAUCUUAGAUAAUCGAAUGAAUUUUACAGAUAUUAUUAAAUUUUUCAAUGAAAUGGCUGAAAGGCAUGAUGCUCAAGAAAUUUUACGCAUAGCACGUGAACUUAUACUCGAACUACAAAAGUUAAUUGAUAACAAAUGA
Messenger RNA from Rotaria sp. Silwood2, 3228 nucleotides. The record is from the annotation of a GenBank genome assembly. Lineage: Eukaryota; Metazoa; Rotifera; Eurotatoria; Philodinida; Philodinidae.